GUCAUUUUGAGUAUUUUGACUUUAACAUAACCUAAAAAUUUCGACGAAAAUCCUAACACAAUAAAUAAAGAUUACAAAAUAAAAUGUCUAAGGUGACGAAUUUAAUAAAUUUUGUAGCAAAAAGGAGCAUAUCCUUAUCAGCUCCUAGGGAAGGCAAGCGAAACUUUAGGAAAUUCGUGAUCCCUAACAAGAGAGGUUCAAGAUUGCAUCGGUUGCAGCAGCAGACUGAAAAUAGACAGUUAGACAUUGAUAAGCGAGGAGUUCGCGAUACAGGGUAUUAUUUGGAUGGCCGCUUUGUUACCGUACCUGAAAUGAUACCCGAACUUAUCGUACCCGACUUGAAAGAUUUUGAUUUGAAGCCGUAUGUGUCGUACAAAGCUGCUGAUGUUAUUCAAAGCGAGUUCACUCCCGAACAACUGUUUGACGCUGUGUACAGUAAGAAGAUCGUUACAGACUUCAAGCAGGGCAAACUAGAUGAAGAAGGAUUCCCUCUGGAGCCAUCAGAGGAUGAGAAAUUACAGCCUGAUGAAGCUGUCCGCAGAGCUAAGAGAACCGGCUCAGAUAUAUUUUGAAACAUUGUAGUACUUGUGUAGUCUAGCUUUAAAUAGAUAAGAUUAUUGAAUAAAUCCUAUUAAUUUGUUGUC
Molecule: messenger RNA, 644 nt
Organism: Spodoptera exigua (beet armyworm)
Lineage: Eukaryota; Metazoa; Arthropoda; Insecta; Lepidoptera; Noctuidae
Source: the annotation of a GenBank genome assembly